CUCUACUUCCGUAUCUCGUGAUAACACGCCGCGGUGCAAACAACACAACUCGUGUUUAGGUAAAUGCGCGAUUUAAAGUUGCACGGACAUUAAUUUGUGCUUGAGACGGGACGGGGAGCAAGGUCGAGGUGAGGAACCACCAUGUCUCUGCUCAGUGCCGGAAGCAUCCUGCUGCUGCUGCUGUUUGGAGAAUCACUCGGUGCGCCUCGUUCGUUCAGCAUCGACUACAAGAACGACUGCUUUCGGAAAGAUGGGGAAGAGUUUCGUUUUAUCUCAGGGGGCAUCCAUUACUUCAGGAUUCCCAGGGUCUACUGGAAAGACCGGCUGCUCAAGAUGCACAUGGCAGGAUUGAAUGCCAUCCAGACGUACAUUCCCUGGAGCUUCCACGAGGAGAUUCCAGGUCAGUUCAGUUUCAGCGGAGACAGGGACUUGGGACAUUUCCUCCAGGUGGCCCAAGACAUUGGUUUACUGGUCAUCCUCCGGCCAGGACCAUACAUAUGUGCAGAGUGGGACAUGGGUGGGAUGCCUGCCUGGCUGCUCAAGAAGAAAGAUAUCAAGCUGCGAACGUCGGAUCCAGAUUACAUCGCAGCAGUGGACAGGUGGAUGGGGAAGUUACUGUCAACUGUGAAACCGUUUCUGUAUCAGAACGGUGGUCCCAUCAUCAGCGUACAGGUGGAGAAUGAGUAUGGCAGUUACUACGCUUGUGAUCACGACUACAUUCGUCACCUGACCAAGCUGUUCAGGUCCUACCUGGGCAACGAGGUGGUGCUCUUCACCACAGAUGGGCCUGGGAUCAGCUAUAUUAAAUGUGGCUCAAUACAAGACGUCUAUGCCACUGUUGACUUUGGGCCUGGUACAAAUGUAACUGCUGCCUUUCAGGCACAGAGACUCGCUGAACCUCAUGGACCUUUGGUGAACUCUGAAUUUUACACCGGCUGGCUGGACCACUGGGGGUCGCCUCACUCCGUCAUCUCGUCUACCCGAGUGGCCAAGUCCCUGAACGAGGUCCUGGCCACGGGAGCAAACGUCAACAUGUACAUGUUCAUAGGUGGAACAACCUUCGGAUACUGGAAUGGUGCCAACAUCCCGUACGCGCCCCAGCCCACGAGCUAUGACUUCAAUGCCCCGCUCACAGAAGCCGGAGACCUCACAGAGAAGUACUUUGCAAUCCGAGAGGUGAUCAAAAUGUACCGUAAGAUACCAGAGGGACCAAUACCACCAACUACUCCAAAGUAUGCAUAUGGCGCUGUCAGCAUGAAAAAGCUCCAGACGAUAUCAGAUUCCUUAAAAUAUCUGGCUUUCUCCGGCCCGGUCAAAAGCAUGUAUCCUCUGACUUUCCUUGACCUGAACCAGGCUUUGGGUUUUGUGCUGUACAGGACGACUCUACCUGCCAACUGCAGCACACCGACUCCUCUCUCCUCCCCACUGAACGGAGUCCAUGAUAGAGCGUAUGUGUCCAUAGAUGGGGUGGCUGUGGGGAUUCUCGAAAGGGACAGAGUCAUAACCAUAAAUGUGACCGGGAAUGCUGGUAGUCAGGUGGACAUUCUGGUGGAGAACAUGGGACGAGUCAACUAUGGACAUCAAGACUUUAAAGACUUCAAGGGUUUAGUUACCAACCUGACUCUGGGGAAUAACACGCUCGCAGGCUGGACCAUGUACAGUCUCAGUAUAGAUAAAGCUAUCAACGAGGGCGUCAUCAAGGAAAAAGAGGCCACAGCAACAGACCCUCCUCGGCCCGCCGCUCUCUCCCUCCCGACAUUUUACGGCGGCAGCUUCGUCAUCCCUGACGGCAUCCCGGACCUCCCUCAGGACACCUACAUCAAACUGCCCAAAUGGAGAAAGGGACAGAUCUGGAUUAAUGGCUUCAAUUUGGGACGUUACUGGCCCGUUCGAGGCCCCCAGGUGACGCUUUUCGUUCCGGCCAACCUCCUCACCACUACUGCGCCCAACAAUGUGACCAUCCUGGAGCUGGAGCGGGCUCCGUGCAGCCCAGGGCCAUGCACUGUGGAGUUUACAAACACCCCCAUCCUGAAUGCAACAGCUGCCUCUCACUACAAGCGGCACUUGGAACUGUUUUCCAGAGAGGAUUCGUUGGGCUGAUGAAGGAACUCGGUCCUGCAUGAAAUUAAUCAAUUUGCACUUCUAACUGAUGUACAGUCCGAAAUCAGGACAUGUCAAGUGAGUUUGAUGUAAAUGGGAUAUGGGAUUUGUCAUCAAUUAUCUCUAUGAAAUGUACUGUAUUUUACCAACGCACAGCAACCUCUGUUCCAGAGAAUGUUUUUAUUUUUUUUAUGUGAAAAAUCAAAUCAGGGAAAUACUCGUACAACAUAAAUACAUUGUUGGACUACUGAUA
Scophthalmus maximus (turbot) is the source of this 2353-nucleotide messenger RNA. It is a transcript of the gene glb1, whose product is annotated as galactosidase, beta 1. Gene Ontology annotation, molecular function: beta-galactosidase activity. The record is from RefSeq and is a predicted model, not a curated record. Gene Ontology annotation, cellular component: vacuole. Gene Ontology annotation, biological process: carbohydrate metabolic process. The coding region runs from base 142 to 2100 and encodes 652 amino acids. NCBI's taxonomy places the organism in Eukaryota, Metazoa, Chordata, Actinopteri, Pleuronectiformes, Scophthalmidae. The transcript is spliced from 16 exons.